GAUCAUCGCCAACCCGUUUGACUGUAUGCGGUUUGCUUAUUGGUAGUCAUUUGUUAUGCUCCAUGUUAGCAGAGCACACUGCGACAAGCGAUGCAGUGCCACACAACUCAUUCAAGUCCGUCGCUAAUGUAGCACAAUUACAGAAAGAUCGCCACCGAGUAUGACCAGCGCAAUGCGGAUGCGAUUGUGCAGUUAGAGCGCGGCAUCCAGGAGAGGAUUCCCUUCAUUGGCGUCAAGCAAGAUGCCAGGUUGCUAGACUACGCUUGUGGCACCGGCAUGCUUUCGAGGGUGGGAGUUUCCCCUCCUGGGAGAGAUGAGCUCCGAGACGUUGAAUUGGACUGACAAUGAGUUACAGGUCUUAGCACCGCAUACGAGUGAGGCUAUAGGCAUUGACUUGUCGGAGGAAAUGGUUAAGGUGUACAACGCCCAAGCUCAAAGCCAAGGCUCUUCCCGCCAAGCCUAUCAAGGCAAUCUGGCUGAUCCUAAGGACCCCUCCCCUACAGCCUUUGCUAAUAGCAAGUUCUUCGAUUUCGAAGUUGCAGGCGUGGGGCUCGGAUUCCACCACUUUGACAAGCCUGAUCUAGCUUCCAAGAAAUUGGCUGAGCGCCUCAAACCAGGCGGUGUCCUCUUCAUCAUUGACUUUGUUGCCCAUAAGAUAGACCCCAAGGAUGCCGCCCUGCGUGGUAUAACACAUCAUGGGUUUACUGAGGAUGAGAUCAAGAAGAUGUUUGAGGACGCUGGACUUACAGACUUUGCUUACCAAGAGCUCCCGGAGCCUAUCACAUUCAAGGAUUGUCACAGCCAUGAUCAUGGCCACGGACAUGGGCACAGCCAUGGUCAUAAUCACGAGCACAAUGAGAGCAAUCACGGCGGCAGUGGGGAACAUGGUCAUGGCCAUGGCGAGAAAAAGGGCUCAACUACGACUAAGAGGAUAUUUAUUGCCAGAGCGUCAAAGCCAUAAAAGAGUGUCUACGAGGACUGCUUCGUCUGCCCUUCAACAAUGGACCGUCGAGCAUUAGAGACAAGAUAUGACCUUCAGGUGCAUACCAGAGCAAUCUCAUACGGUGUUGAUAGUUUACACUACGCAAGCUGCCAAUGGCCGUCGUUCCGAUAUUCGGCUUCCCAAAGCUGACACAGAAUGUCUUGUUGAGUAUCAUUACUUGGCUGGAUAGAUAUCAAGACAUACUUACAACUCUGAUUACACAAUAUCCGUCCAACUGGGUGUCUCAUACAUGAUCAAUUAUAAUUCCUAGUAAAUUUGGCAAUCUGAAGCCAUCUACAGCUGUCGGGGCCAAAGCCUGACUGUCCAGGGUACCCAGCUCUCCCAGUACUCAUUAAAGCCCAAUUACAGCCCA
This is a messenger RNA of Fusarium redolens, 1355 nucleotides long. RefSeq lists its product as uncharacterized. The transcript is spliced from 3 exons. Bases 314 to 961 code for a protein of 215 amino acids. NCBI's taxonomy places the organism in Eukaryota, Fungi, Ascomycota, Sordariomycetes, Hypocreales, Nectriaceae. The record is from RefSeq and is a predicted model, not a curated record.